Drosophila ananassae is the source of this 813-nucleotide messenger RNA. Its product is annotated as E3 ubiquitin-protein ligase bre1. NCBI's taxonomy places the organism in Eukaryota, Metazoa, Arthropoda, Insecta, Diptera, Drosophilidae. Bases 149 to 802 code for a protein of 217 amino acids. Gene Ontology annotation, molecular function: transcription factor binding. The transcript is spliced from 4 exons. Gene Ontology annotation, biological process: positive regulation of transcription by RNA polymerase II. The record is from RefSeq and is a predicted model, not a curated record.
AUUCGACAAAACUUUAGUGUGUCUCCGUCUAACCUGAAAUCGUUAGUACAUUUUCUAAUUAUGCACAAAGCACAACCAAAGUAGAGCAGGCUAAAUUAAAGUAGUAUAUUUUUUGUGUGAGAUAUUGUAAGAAAAAAAUAAAGCAGGUAUGUCUAAUAUCAGAACUUAUGGGGCUCAGGUGCCAACACGUUGUUAUAAAGCGAAGGAAAUUGAGCGUCUGUUCGAUGAGGGCUAUCGCAUGAUCUGUUCUUUGACGGAAAACAUUAAGUGCUUUAACUUUGGCGUGAAAGCCAUACUCUCAUCAAAAAUCAGUAGAUAUGGGCAGCCAGGAAUAAAGCCACCGAUAGAUUAUAUGUUGAAUCGUCUUCAUAUUGAUUUUGAAGUAGGCAAAUUGUAUCGCUGUUGCAAAGACUUGGAGAGAGAUUUGGCCAGUAUUGAAGAAGAAAUAUUUGCGACUAGAUUGAAUAAUAGUAACGGCUUCAAAUCAUUGUUUGGUAGCAUCCUCGAGGAUGACUCCGUUGGAAGUAAACACGAAAGUAGUCAUUGCCAGGCCAUCCUGGACAAAUCUCAACAUGAUCUUCCCAGCCAUGGAGUCGCAGCGUCAAAAGCCAAAUAUAAGGAGGAUUCAAGUUUAAAGUGUCCGGUAUGCCUGGAGAAAUUGAAGAAACGGGAGCCCAAGUCAACCAGAUGUGGCCACAUCUUCUGCAGCGAAUGCAUCGAAACUGCCCUUGAAUUUUCGCACAAGUGUCCUGUCUGUAAAAAGCGGCUUUUGAAAAAACAUGUUUUUAGAAUAUAUCUUUAAUGCUCUCAUAA